Molecule: messenger RNA, 1021 nt
Organism: Brachypodium distachyon (stiff brome)
Lineage: Eukaryota; Viridiplantae; Streptophyta; Magnoliopsida; Poales; Poaceae
Exons: 3
Coding region: 1-828 (275 amino acids)
Source: RefSeq, a predicted model, not a curated record
AUGGCGGGCGGAGGAGCGGGCAGAGGUGCCGGCCAGUUCGCUAGGGCCUCGCGGCGGCCGGCGGAGCGGCACGAGCGGCCGCGGAUCCGGAGGCCCCCGUCCGUGCUCGUGCUUUCAGGCCUCAUCCGCAUGCGUUCCCGCCACGGAGGAUCUUUCGGCGGAGGCAACGCGGGGCCAAGCUCUACAAGGGUAAUUUCGGAACUCCAGCACGGCCCAAACGGUGAUUACGGGCCGACCCUUAUCAUUUCCUCUCCCACCCCGUCGUCCUCGCUCCCUUCCCCGAUUGAACGCCGCCUCCUCUCCUCCGAUCCCACACCGCCGCCGCGCCCUCCCGUCUCUGGCUCCGACGACACGCCGGCAAGCACCCCCACCACCAAGGCUGCCACCUCUCCCCCCUCCCCGUUCCGAAGUCCGUCAAGGCGCCCGGCGCCGCGCCUCCGGUCCCCUGUUGCAGAGGCCCCAAGGACCAGGGGCUGCGCUGUCCAAGGCAACGGCGUGCAGCUGCAACUCGCGGUGGCGGUUGCGGUGCCAGUGGCGCUCGUGGCGAUGGGCAGCGUGUCUCGGCAAGCAGCGGCAGCGGCUCGCGGCCUCGACGGGGCCCUUACCUGCGGCGAGGCACGAUGGCGGCAACAGGGCAAUGGUGGCCGCCACGGUCAGGUGCCGAACCUCGGUUGUAGUUUAUCGAUCAUGGAUGACCUUCUUAACAACUACGCAGAGGAGAUGGUCAAUUAUUGCACAAUGGCUUCAAACAGUAGUUUCCUCGAAAUGUUGGCUUCCACUGUCGAUCUUCUGAAAGAGAAGGAACUACUGUACCAAUUUCAUAAUUAGAGAAGCAACUUGACCCUCUAGCUUGUCACGCAAAGGUUGACGAGAAGAGGUGUAAAUGUAGGACAUAUGCAACACUUUUCUCGCUCAUGUUAAUCAUGUAUGUUGCUAGAGUAUUAAUCCUCAUUGUGUAAAUUUCAUCUGUUCAAAAUCUCCAACCUUCAUUCAUUGUGCUAUCCAAGUUUCUCAUCAUUCA